Molecule: messenger RNA, 1937 nt
Organism: Plodia interpunctella (Indianmeal moth)
Lineage: Eukaryota; Metazoa; Arthropoda; Insecta; Lepidoptera; Pyralidae
Product: major facilitator superfamily domain-containing protein 1-like
Exons: 11
Coding region: 290-1822 (510 amino acids)
Biological process (GO): transmembrane transport
Cellular component (GO): lysosome
Molecular function (GO): transmembrane transporter activity
Source: RefSeq, a predicted model, not a curated record
GUUCAGUUGACAGCUGAGUGAGACAAGAGACAACUUAGUAGUGUCAAAAAUUGAUAAAUUGUCAAAUCGACGGAAAGAAAAACAUUUGUGCAUUGCGUUUAUCAACAAAUAAAAUAAUUUGAGCGUUGUUGUUAAAAUUGAUAUUGCUCUUUAUCUUAAAUAAUGUACUGUUAUUGCAAUGCAUGUGUGAGAUGAGUGUGUGACAUAUUGCGGGUGUAUAUUAUCCGAUAACUGCGUUAGUUUACAACAGCAAGUUCUUUGUAGUAAUUUAUAUAGAUAAUACAAGGCGAUGGAGAAUCCUGAAUCUGGUGGGAGUUCUUCAACCCGAGUGUCCCCAGCAUCAUGGUGCCACCCGGCUCAUAAGGUGCAUCGUUUUAUAGCGCUUUUGUUGAUGUGCUUCCUUUGUUUUGGUUCCUAUUUUUGUUAUGACACACCUGGAGCUCUAGCAGAUAACUUUAAAGUUGACUCACAUUUGAACACAUCCCAGUUUGCUUUAUUAUACUCAAUAUAUUCAUGGCCCAAUGUCAUACUGUGCUUCAUUGGGGGAUAUUUGAUUGAUAGAUACUUUGGAGUAAGACUGGGGACUAUUAUUUAUAUGACAAUAGUAUUGAUUGGAGCCAUUAUAUUUGCAUUUGGGGUUUACAUCAAUGCAUUCUGGGUGAUGAUUCUUGGUCGUUUCGUUUUUGGUAUUGGAGGAGAAUCUCUACAAGUAGCUGUUAACAAUUAUGUGGUCCUUUGGUUCAAAGGCAAGGAACUCAACAUGGUGUUUGGGCUUCAACUUUCGUUUUCAAGAUUUGGCAGCACUGUUAAUUUUUGGGUCAUGGAGCCUAUUUACAGAUGGGUAGCAAAUUAUUAUGCCGGAUAUGAGAGGCUGGGUGUAGCUUUAUUUAUAGCCGCAUUCACAUGUCUGUUAUCUCUGAUUUGUGGUUUAAUCUUGGGCUGGAUGGAUCAAAGAGCUGAGAAAAUGUUAGGAAGGCAAGAAGAAUCAGCGAAUGAGGAACCCUUCCACCUGAAAGAUAUUCUACAUUUCAAAUCUGUAUUUUGGCUGGUUUCCGUUAUAUGUGUUGUGUAUUAUCUAGCUAUAUUUCCAUUUAUUGCGCUGGGAAAGUUAUUUUUUGAGCGCAAAUUUGAUUUUGUUCCCCAAGACGCGAAUACCGUUAAUUCAAUGGUAUAUUUAUUAUCAGCAGCACUAAGCCCCUUUUUUGGUAUUUUAAUUGACAAAACCGGAAGAAACGUUAUGUGGGUUAUUAUAAGCAUUGUUGCAACUAUAGGGGCACAUUUUCUACUGGCGUUCACUUUUUAUAACCCCUAUAUUGGUGUGAUUGCCUUGGGUAUAUCGUAUUCUCUAUUGGCUAGUGGUUUAUGGCCAUUAGUUGCCUUAAUUGUGCCUGAAAAUCAGCUUGGAACUGCAUAUGGAAUAUGCCAAGCGGUACAAAAUUUGGGCCUAGCGACAGUUCUAAUAUUGGCUGGAAUUAUUGUGGAUAAAUAUGGAUACUUGAUGUUGGAAAUGUUCUUUUUAGGAUGUCUCUUUAUUUCUCUGAUAGCGGCUGUACUUAUAUAUAUUAUGGACUCUGCUAAUAACGGUGUUCUUAAUAUGUCCCCCAAAAUGAGAGACUCAAUUAAAUUACCGAAUAUUACUGACGAAUCUGCGAAUCUAUUGGACAAUGAAGUGAAUGCCGAACGCGAAGAGACUGACGCCAGUCAGCCGACCGAAUCUGAUGACAGUGCCCGACGGGAUGCUGCUCUCACGCAGUCUAAUAGAAUACGCAGCCGAUACUUAGCACAAAUAUUGCCCAACACUAACAUUCCAGAACGACAAUAGACAUAUGUAGCUAUGUAUAUAAUUAAAGUUAUAUUUACUUCAUUAGGUACUGUGACUAAUAACUAAAACAAUAUUGAAAAAGAUGUAAAUGGACGAAAUUAAACAAAAUAUCCAA